This is a messenger RNA of Lotus japonicus, 1491 nucleotides long. RefSeq names its product berberine bridge enzyme-like 4. Bases 13 to 1491 code for a protein of 492 amino acids. The record is from RefSeq and is a predicted model, not a curated record. Gene Ontology annotation, molecular function: FAD binding. The transcript has a single exon. NCBI's taxonomy places the organism in Eukaryota, Viridiplantae, Streptophyta, Magnoliopsida, Fabales, Fabaceae.
UCAUCAGACGCUAUGGAAACAAUGGGUCCAUGGACUCUUCUCUUGACAACUUUAACCAUUGUUCUGUCCAUUUCACAUGCAACUUCAGAAUCAUCCAAUAAAAAAUUCCUUAGCUGUCUUUCUAGCCAUUCAAAAACUUCAAAUAUUCCAAUCUCUGGAGCCAUUUACAUUCCACACAACACCUCAUUCUUAUCCAUCUUGAACAUGCGCAUACGAAACAACCGAUACAAAACAGCAAGAACACCGAAACCUCUAGCUAUCAUAACUGCUCUGCAUGAAAAUCAUAUCCAGCAAGCAGUUACAUGUGCUAGGAGCAAUGGCAUUCAGAUUAGGAUCCGAAGCGGCGGCCAUGACUAUGAAGGUCUUUCAUAUGUAUCAGAUGUCCCUUUUGUUAUCCUUGACAUGUUUCAUCUCAAUGCAGUUAAUGUGAACAUUGGAGAUGAGACAGCAUGGGUUCAGGCCGGUGCAACACUUGGCAACCUUUACUAUAACAUUGCUAAGAAAAGCAGAGUUCUUGCAUUUCCAGCUGGAGUCAGCAUUUACUUGGGUGCUGGUGGACACUUUUCUGGUGGUGGGUAUGGAAAUCUGAUGAGAAAAUAUGGUCUUUCUGUAGAUAAUAUCAUUGAUGCAAAACUUGUUGAUGUCAAUGGUAAAAUUCUUGAUAGAAAGUCUAUGGGAGAAGAUCUAUUUUGGGCUAUUAAAGGAGGUGGUGGGGCCAGUUUUGGGGUCAUUCUGUCAUGGAAGAUCAAAUUGGUUCCUGUGACUCCAGAAGUGACUGUUUUCAAUGUGAAAAAGACUGUGGAAGAAGGUGCAACUGAUGUUGUUUAUAAAUGGCAACAAGUUGCAUCAAAACUGCAUGAAGAUCUUUUCAUAAGAGCGAUGGUUCAAGUGGUUGAUGGAAAAGUGGGUAAAAAGACAGUGCUACUUUCUUUUAUUGGUCAAUUCCUAGGGCCAAUUGAUAAACUUUUACCUUUGGUGAAUAAGAGCUUCCCUGAACUGGGUUUGCAGAAAAGUGACUGCACUCAAAUGCCUUGGGUAAAUUCAACCCUUUUCUGGAUAAAUAAGCCAAUUGGGACACCCCUUGAAACUUUACUAGGUAUUUCAAAAGAGCUUCCUUCGUCCUAUUUUAAAAGUAAGUCAGACUAUGUGAAGAACCCAAUUCCAAAGGAAGUUAUGCAAUCCAUAUGGCAAUGGAUGAUUAAAGGUGAGAGUGUAUGGAUGCAAUGGAAUCCUUAUGGUGGAAAGAUGGAGAAGAUUUCACCAUUUGAAACCCCCUUUCCUCACAGGGCAGGGAACUUAUUCUUGAUUCAGUACUCUACAUUUUGGACUGAUGCUAAGGCUACAGAUCAUUAUAUGAACUUUUCAAGGUCAUUUUAUGAGUUCAUGACCCCGUUUGUUUCAAAAUCCCCAAGGGAGGCGUUCCUCAAUUACAGAGAUCUUGAUAUUGGAGCCAAUCAUCCAAGUAAUGCAACAAGCAUUGUCACUGCUUAA